Aspergillus uvarum CBS 121591 is the source of this 686-nucleotide messenger RNA. RefSeq names its product GFA family protein. The transcript is spliced from 4 exons. Bases 93 to 557 code for a protein of 154 amino acids. Gene Ontology annotation, molecular function: carbon-sulfur lyase activity. NCBI's taxonomy places the organism in Eukaryota, Fungi, Ascomycota, Eurotiomycetes, Eurotiales, Aspergillaceae. The record is from RefSeq and is a predicted model, not a curated record.
GUCCAUAUAAACCCAGCUGGGAAACGCGUCAAUGGGGAUGACUUCUUCCUUCCUCUAAAGUGACCCGCGGCAACAUUACCCUCACCACAAUCAUGACGGGAAGCCAGAGCGUGGAAGGAAGCUGCAAUUGCGGGGCGGUCACCAUCAUUGUCACAAACCCCACUCGAUUGAAUCAGGGGGUCAUGGUCUGCUACUGCGUCAAUUGUCGGAAGCAGAGUGGUGCUGCUGGUACCUAUGUGGUUGUGAUUGAGGACAAGGACCAGGUCGUCAAGGGGAGCCCCAAGAAAUAUGUUGACACCAACACCAACUGCGGUCGGUCCCUGGAUCGCUAUUUCUGCGAUACUUGUGGCUGUCCCAUUAUGUAUCGGAGUGAAUCAGUGCUCCCAGGCAAGUCGCUGCUGAUGCUAGGAAUAUUCCCGGAGAUCCCCAAGCCGGUGGCUGAAGUGUGGACGAAGCGUCGCCCGGACUGGCUUUCACCCCACAUUGAUGUGCUGCAGUAUCAUAUGGACAUCCCUGAUGAUGUUAGUGGUGAAGAGGCCCAACGACUGGGCUGGUAAUUGCAAGAGAUAGUUCAGAAUGAGUGGACCUAGGUUUAGAUUCUAGGCUGCAGCUGAAAUUCAAGGACAAAAUAUAAAUAAAAAAGGUCUACCAGGAACUUGACAAGAGAAAUUCAAUCAAACACGAGC